Messenger RNA from Glycine soja, 1163 nucleotides. RefSeq names its product probable membrane-associated kinase regulator 6. The record is from RefSeq and is a predicted model, not a curated record. Lineage: Eukaryota; Viridiplantae; Streptophyta; Magnoliopsida; Fabales; Fabaceae. The transcript is spliced from 2 exons. Bases 28 to 654 code for a protein of 208 amino acids.
UAUCAUAACUUGGGCAAAUCGUUGCAAAUGGAAACCUCAUUGCCUUUAGCCACUGAUAGCUUCUCAUAUAGUUGGUUACCAAAUUACAAACCCCUUGCAAAUGACCUUAAGGAGCCUCUAAGAGAACCCACUUACAAUUUUUGUGAUGGCACAAUCAAUUAUCCAUUUAUGGAAGAUUGGCAAAACUUCAAUUUUGAUAUUUCCAUCACUCAGUCCCCUGCUGUUUUUUCUCAUGCUGAUGAACUUUUCUCUAAUGGCCUUAUCAAACCACUAUUUGUUGGUCCUUCCAAGGUAGAGUUUUGCAAUACCACCACAGAUUCCACACAAUCCAAGCCUGUUUCUUCUAGAAAUGUUUCUCCAAGAACUGUGCAAAUUCAUCAUGGUUUCCUCACAAAGUGGAAAACCUCUACAUGUAGAACCUUGAGAAGCCUUUCAAGGUAUGUCAACCAACUAUGCCAGAAAGUUGGAAGCUCAAGGAAAAGUACUAAAGUUGAUGAUUUUGAUAAAGAAGAGUGGCUAGUUAAUAAUACCUGGAGCAGCUCACAGCAACCAUCUCCAAAAUCAAACACUGUCAAUCAUAUUGGUGCUUUGCUUGAUUAUGAGAACUCAAUCUAUGAAGCAGUCCUCCAUUGCAAAAGAUCAAUAGAAAGAUGAUCCCUCCUCAAAAUAAAGAGAAAAGAACUGUAGAGCGUCUUGAAAUGAGUGGUAUCUGAACCGGUUCUUUGCAUCAUUUCUCUCUUGUUCUCACUUGGAAGUUAUUUUUAUUUCUUUGCUUAAACAAGAAGAGGUGCUUUGGCAGAUACCAGCUGUGUGGUUUAUAAUAUCAAAUGUCAGGAAAUGUUGGAUUGGAUCCUACUGCUUCAUGGUUUUGUACAGAUAUGAGUUAUAGCACAAACUGUGUAUUGUGUUCAUAUUGUAAGAAAGAUAACAAUGUUUUUCUUCUUUUCUUCUUCCCUCUUUUUUCAUUGCUCUCUUAUGGCAAUAAAAUUUUAGCUGGGAGAUUUUACUGAUUAUUAUAGCACAUACUUGCUCCAAGAGAACAGGAUGUCUAAAUUGUGAACCAUGACAACAGCAUUUACUUCAGUAAGAGCUACCACUAAGAAUACUGUUGUGGCUAACAAAGAAUACCAAAUGACCCUCUCAAGGUCCCUCACAUUACUCUA